This is a messenger RNA of Nycticebus coucang (slow loris), 2606 nucleotides long. RefSeq names its product muscarinic acetylcholine receptor M3-like. Gene Ontology annotation, biological process: adenylate cyclase-inhibiting G protein-coupled acetylcholine receptor signaling pathway; positive regulation of smooth muscle contraction; chemical synaptic transmission. The record is from RefSeq and is a predicted model, not a curated record. Gene Ontology annotation, cellular component: synapse; plasma membrane; dendrite. Bases 175 to 1947 code for a protein of 590 amino acids. Gene Ontology annotation, molecular function: G protein-coupled acetylcholine receptor activity; G protein-coupled serotonin receptor activity. Lineage: Eukaryota; Metazoa; Chordata; Mammalia; Primates; Lorisidae. The transcript has 3 exons.
GAAGAAGUUCAGAUAUCUGUCAUUUGCAAAGAUCAUCAGUGAUCUCUAAAAGGCAGCACAGGCUUUUGUGGUAGCACAGCACCUGCCCGCUCUCUGCAAGGAAAGCUUGGCCAGCAGUGUAGUCUUUGAUACUCUGAUGAUCCUGCCUGGAAUAGACUAUGUCAGAGAGUCACGAUGACCUUGCAGGAUAACAGUACAACCUCGCCUUUGUUUCCAAACAUCAACUCUUCCUGGAUACACGGCCCCUUGGAGGCAGGGCUGCCCCCGGGAACAGUCACUCAUCUUGGCAGCUACAAUGUUUCUCGGGCAGCUGGGAAUUUCUCCUCUCCAAAUGGUACGGACAGUGACCCUCUGGGAGGUCAUACUGUCUGGCAAGUGGUCUUCAUUGCGUUCUUAACGGGCUUCCUGGCCUUGGUGACCAUCAUCGGCAACAUCCUGGUCAUAGUGUCAUUCAAGGUCAACAAGCAGCUGAAGACCGUCAACAACUACUUCCUCCUAAGCCUGGCCUGUGCUGACCUGAUCAUUGGGGUCAUUUCCAUGAAUCUGUUUACGACCUACAUCAUCAUGAACCGGUGGGCUUUGGGCAACUUGGCCUGUGACCUCUGGCUUGCCAUUGACUAUGUGGCCAGCAAUGCCUCCGUCAUGAAUCUUCUGGUCAUUAGCUUCGACAGGUACUUUUCCAUCACGAGGCCACUCACCUACCGAGCCAAAAGAACAACCAAAAGAGCAGGUGUGAUGAUUGGUCUGGCGUGGGUCAUCUCCUUUGUCCUCUGGGCUCCCGCCAUCCUAUUCUGGCAGUACUUUGUAGGGAAGAGAACUGUGCCCCCCGGGGAGUGUUUCAUUCAGUUCCUCACCGAGCCCACCAUUACAUUUGGCACAGCCAUUGCUGCUUUUUAUAUGCCUGUCACCAUUAUGACCAUUUUAUACUGGAGGAUCUAUAAGGAAACUGAGAAACGUACCAAAGAGCUUGCUGGGCUGCAGGCCUCUGGGACAGAAGCAGAGGCAGAAAACUUUGUCCACCCCACAGGCAGUUCUCGAAGCUGCAGCAGCUAUGAACUUCAACAGCAAAGCAUGAAACGCUCCAAAAGGAGGAAGCACGGCCGCUGCCACUUCUGGCUCACAACCAAGAGCUGGAAGCCCAGCGCCGAGCAGAUGGACCGAGACCACAGCAGCAGCGACAGCUGGGACAACAAUGACGCUGCUGCCUCCCUAAAGAACUCCGCCUCCUCCGAUGAGGAGGACAUUGGCUCAGAGACGAGAGCCAUCUACUCCAUCGUGCUCAAGCUUCCAGGUCACAGCACCAUCCUCAACUCCACCAAAUUGCCCUCGUCAGACAACCUGCAGGUGCCUGAGGAAGAGUUGGGCAUGGUGGACUUGGAGAAAAAAAACAACAAGCUGCAGGCCCAGAAGAGCAUGGAUGAUGGAGGCAACUUUCCCAAAAGCUUCUCCAAGCUUCCCAUCCAGCUAGAGUCAGCCGUGGACACAGCCAAGGCUUCGGAUGUCAACUCCUCAGUGGGGAAGACCACGGCCGCUCUACCUCUGUCCUUCAAGGAAGCCACUCUGGCCAAGAGGUUCACUCUCAAGACCAGAAGUCAGAUCACUAAGCGGAAAAGGAUGUCCCUCAUUAAGGAGAAGAAGGCAGCCCAGACCCUCAGCGCCAUCUUGCUUGCCUUCAUCAUCACCUGGACCCCCUACAACAUCAUGGUUCUGGUGAACACCUUUUGUGACAGUUGCAUACCCAAAACCUUUUGGAAUCUGGGCUACUGGCUGUGCUACAUCAACAGCACCGUGAACCCCGUGUGCUAUGCCCUGUGCAACAAAACUUUCAGAACCACUUUCAAGAUGCUGCUCCUCUGCCAGUGUGACAAAAAGAAGAGGCGCAAGCAACAGUACCAGCAGAGACAGUCGGUCAUUUUUCACAAGCGCGUGCCCGAGCAGGCCUUGUAGAAUGGGGUUUGAUCAGUAGCAGUGGCAAAGCGCACACUCCAAUCCACAAACCUUAGGAGGAGGAGGAGAGGAAGGUGAGGGUGGGAGUGAUUCCUGGUGAUGAUAAAAAUGUUUUUUUAUCACCCAGAUUUGAAAGAAGCUGCCUGUUUACUGAUCCAUUGAAUAAACCCAUUUUAAUAUGAAAAGGCAAAUACCAAUUCAGCAAAAAAAAAAGCAUACUACUGAAUAUAAAGAAAUUUAUUCUGAAAUAGACUUUAAGUGUUUUUUCCUUUUUUUUCGUAAAAAUGAAAAAAAGUUGCUUCACAGCAAUUAUACACCCAAAUUGAUUAGCCUGGGUCUUUUAAUUCCCAUUAGCUUUGGAAUCUCAGAGGAGAACAUGGCUGGCCCAUUUGCCACGUUCUAACCAAGGAUCCCCAAAUUGCUGAUCAGACCCCAGGUGGGGCACAGCAGGCUAGCAGAUCUGCAGUUCUGAAAUUAUUUCAUACCUUGCAAACCUGAAUCUUCUUGUCCCAAUAGAGCUUCCUGUCUUCUCUUUGGUGUGUCGUCAAACUCUAUUUGUGGACUUGAUUCUUGAUUCUUGCAAAGUAUUGUUUUGUGCAGUUCAAGUUUCGUACAAAUAAAAAUACUAAGUAUAUAUAUAUAUAUACACACACACACAC